CAGUUCGUCCGUCAAACAACUUCCCCAACUUCUGAGCAAAACUUCGUCCCAGGAUAAAAAGCCGAGCUGAGAUUUAUAUUAGAGGAAGUCACAUCGAAGAGAAGAAGAGUGUCGUGAACUAAUCCCAGUUUCAAAAGGAUUUGUUGUGAGCUGAUAAAUGCUGCCACCAUGAUGAGGCAGCUGAAACUAGACUACAGGGACCCAUGUAUGUUUGGGGAGGAGAUACAGUCCUUAAUGUACGGCUUCUUUGCCAGAAAUAGAUCUACAUUUAGAGAUAUGAUCAAAGAUCUGGGCCAUUUAUACUGGAGGAGAUUCUUGGUGACUUUCAAAGCGCAUUGUAUGAACAUUCAACUGAUUGCAAACCCUUACGACCUGGGUUCAUCCUACAGAAAUGUGAUCAUCGAAGGGUUCAACUACUUGGACAUGCAGAUUUUGAUUGGUGAGGAGAAUGUGGUGAAGAUGGAAGAGUUUAUUGAAGACACAGCUGUCUUGGCUUCCUACAGACACCUCAUGAAUAAUCUAGAUGCAAAGUCACACUCCAAAGAUCCUUUUUGUGUGAGAGAAUGCAGGGAUGUAUUCAAGAAAGUGUUCGGUGAACCCAGCAAGGGACCGUUCACCAAAGUCAAGGCGUGGAUAUUCCUAUCCAUUUAUCUGCGUGCAGCUGCAGCUCUUAUCGUAACGCUGCGUCGUUGGAUGGACUCAACAGUCAUUAUCAAGCAUGAUGACCCAGACUAUUGGACACCCCCACCUUGUGACAUUUUCCUCUUCUAUUCCUUCUCGGAUGAAGUCUUCAAACUUCUCCCGAGCCAGACGACUCAUAGAUCUCCAAAGAUUACUCGCAAAGAGGUGACAAUGAAGGACUAUCAGUAUUUUGGGGUUGGAGCGAUUGAAAAGUUCAGGCCAAAGCCUCCAGAAAAGGAUAAAUCCAAGGGGAAACCAAAGGAAACAAAGAUAAUCAAAGUCACCAAACCAGACAGUUGUAUGAUAUUAGAAUUGACGACCGUUCCAGAUCUACUCUUCAAAAACAACAACUGGGGGAUUGUGUCCUUCAAACUAGUGAGGCACUCUCACAGUGGUCCUUGCAUCCACUGGAGACCAUUUUAUAAAGACGAAUCGGACAAACAGGUUGAAGACAUGAUAUUCUCCAUCAUGGAACUAUUGACGAGCGAGGAGAGGAAACGAUAUCUUCAUGGACUCGUUCAGGAGAAGAAUCGACAGAAACAAUCUCAGGAUCUACUUCAAGAACACUUUACCCUGGACUACUUUUCGGAUGGCGGUAAACCGGGCGUUCCGCCACUUCAUGAGCUAUGCCACCCUCCAAUUGAAAUCAAGAAAACGUAUGUCCUUAAAAGAUGUUCAAAGUGCAAUCAAAUCGAAAAGGAAAAGAGGACAUUUAAAAUCUGCAAAAUCUGUUAUGAUAGAAUGCAGGUUCGCUUCAGGUCCUACUGCAGCAGAGAUUGCCAAGUGUCUGAUUGGCCAAGACAUCGUCGAGAACACAAGGAGUUGGAGCGAGUGCGGUGUCUACUCGAGGAGGAGGACUCUAAAGAGGCCUGGGAGAACGAACUGGUCCAAUACAUCAAUGGCUACUACAAGACUGAGGAUACCGUUAGGGCACCGGUCAGACGAGCAAAGUCUGUCACAUCAAGCCAAAAGAGUCAGGAAUGUUCGGAUAGUUCAUGAGCUUCCAACGGGAGAGUCCGGUGAGAUCUGUUGACCAGAUUUUUGGUAAGUUAUUGCGUCACGUUGGUUCGACAUCAAACAAUUGUCAAGUGUUCAGGACUUCAAUGUUGAUUGCAUUUGUGUGGAUUGUAAACAAUUCAGCAUUCUUCAAAGUGAACAGGCUUGAAAAGUAAGACUUUUGAAGCAUUGAUGGAGUCUAUUCUACUGUUUUGGUAUGAGUCUAUAUGGCCUAUACCAGCAAGAUUGAUGGGAUGAACACACUAAGAUGUUGUACACCAUUCUGAACUUAGUGAGACUACACAGGCCUUGAGCUAACGUUUUCAUCAGCUGUGUUUUGGCCUUGCCUGCAUUUAACUUUGACUAGCCUGUGACACUACCUUGAACAAGUUACUAGUGUUUGACUAGCCUGCAUGGCUGCCUGAAGAGCAAAGUUUAACAAGCCAGCCAGGCUACCUAAGAGCCAAGUUUGACAAGCCAGCAGCUUUCUUGACUUGUGUUGUCACAUUGUGCUAGUGACACUAAAUCAAGCUCUGCCAUAUCCCAUAGUACAUCAUACACUUCCAGCAAUCUCCACCACCAUCAGAUGGUAUCGACAUCCGGUUCUGCGUCACAUUGACCCCCACAAGUCCUUCUCUUGACUUCAGAUACCUCUUGAAAAUGAGGUUGCAUUUACAUCACCUUCAAAAUGUUGCUCCAAUUGGAGACAUUUCUGUGUGGAUGGGUGUGCUCCAAUGCUAUGCUUGGAAGGACAGACUGGGCGAAGUCAUCAACUCUUUAUAUUGUUUUGUGAAGACAAAAUUGUAUUUAUUGUAUUACGCAUCCAAUAGCACAAUCAGUAUCAAUACCAGGAUGAAUAGGAAAUUAUAUAUUCACACAAUCAGGAAGGAUCUAAACACCCAAUCCACAUACAAGACUCCGAUCUGAGGUGGGAUUAGAACCAAAUACCAUAGAGGUGAAAGGCAGGGAAAGAAACCACUGAGCCAACCUGAUCCCCAAAUAAAUGCUACUACUUUGUAUAAUGACAAAAAGACAAAUGAACAAACUUUUAAUCUCAAAGUUUAUUUUUUAUACUCUUGGUAUUAGUUAUACCAACUGUUCCAAGAAACUUUUUUUUUCUGAACUACUACGAUGCGGAGAGGAAAAUUUACCUGAUACUCGGCAGUUUGUUUGUUAUGGGUUUUUUUUCUUCUUCAAAUCCAAACAAACUCUUACAAGCAUACCCACAAUUCCUGAUAAAAAAUUGUAGUUGGUCAGUGUAUUUAGGGGCAGAGACCAUUUUAUGGAUGCAAAUGACAAUUUCAUCACUUUGGCCUUUAUUUGGGUGGCAUGGUUGGCUUGUGCUUGAAGCACUCACCUCUCACCAAGGUGACCCUGGUUUGAU
Messenger RNA from Asterias rubens (European starfish), 3061 nucleotides. RefSeq lists its product as uncharacterized. NCBI's taxonomy places the organism in Eukaryota, Metazoa, Echinodermata, Asteroidea, Forcipulatida, Asteriidae. The record is from RefSeq and is a predicted model, not a curated record. The transcript is spliced from 13 exons. Bases 169 to 1680 code for a protein of 503 amino acids.